UACAUGCACCACGCCUCGUUCGUCCGCCCUAUGCCUCCUCCGUAAAGAGCUGUAUUCCAAUGAAAGAGAACGCAGUCGGGAGCGAUUGGUGACAGGCGGGAGGCUACACUGCAUGGUCACUGAGGGCUCUCCUGCAGAGGGCGCUAAGGGGUUUGAAGGUGUACACACUCGUCCGGUCACCUCCAGGCCACGCGCGGUGUCUGCAGUUCGAGUGACUCCUGUGUCCAGCAUGAAGAGUUCCCCAGAGUUAAUGCCUUCAGAGUUAGACCCCACCCGUGUGUGCAAAGGCAAGGGGGCGGUCACGCUCCGUGCCACUCUGGUCCACAUCAAUGACGACGACUGUAUCAGCCAAGAACCAGCUGGGGACCAUGCCAAAAGUGGCUGGCUUGGCGAAGUGAACGGUGACGCCUCAGAAACCCUCUUGGCAGAGGACGGAAUCCACAGAUUGUUGACCGAUUCACCCCAAGUGAACAACAUCGCACCGCUCAAGGCCGAGACACCCCUGAGUAUUGAUCAGAAUCCACGCUGGUCCACGCCAGACCCUCAGACUUCCAUCCCUGCACCAGCCGCCAAGACUGUCCCCCCCUUCCCUUCCAACUACCCCUCCACCACCGCGGUCAACCCCACCAUUGUCCUGCUGCAGCAUAACCGAGAACAGCAAAAGCAUCAGUGUGAUGUGGAAGACCCUACGCCAGAGAGAGACAAAGCUCCAGAAGGGAGGGCGGAGCCACCGGUGGGAGCACCUGCUGGGCCCCCCCACGUCAUGGACGCCGUCAUGGACGCCAAACGGGGGAUGGUGAGGAUGACUCAGCACGCCCCCGUCGACCCUCCUCCAGAGCAACCCCGACCCCCUAUCAGGAACACGGAGAAAUCAAAGGACUGGUACAAGAACAUGUUCAAGCAGAUUCACCGGGUGCCAGAACCUGUCGAGGAAAACCCCUAUCGCCCCACGUAUGUUUUCCCAGAAUGCAAUGCCAGACCGCUGAGAUUCAGAGAUGAUGGGCCUUCCUAUAUAUAUGCUGAAGAAGAGAGGAGUGUGCCUGUCGCUAAAAGUGCAAUGGACACAGGCUCCAGUGCGAAGCUUCCUGUGCCAACAAGAACAUCUUCCCUCAAGCCUGCCACUGAAAGGAAUGACUGGGAACCCCCUGACAAGAAGGUAGACACCAGGAAGUAUCGUGCCGAGCCAAAGAGCAUCUUCGAGUAUGAGCCAGGGAAAUCAUCCGUGCUGAGGCAGGAGAGAACGAAACAGGACAUAAGCCCGGAUGAUGUAGAUUUAGAGAAUGAGCCUUGGUAUAGAUUCUUUUCAGAGAUGGAGUUGGGAAAAGUGAGUGCCCCUACUUUCACCCCCCUGGAGACACCUUCCGAUCUACAGCAAUACUCCUCCUGUAAUACAGACCACAGCGAUGAGACUGAGAAGGACGGUGGGUCCAGGGACCCAACCGCUCCAGAAUGCGACCGGCACAUUUACAAGAGUGUCCUGGAGGGCGGAGACAUCCCCCUGCAAGGUCUGAGGGCACUCAACAAGCGCCACCCCAGCUCGUCCUCCUCCAAAGCGGAUUAUAAAGGUGGGAAUGGCUAUAUAAUUUCACCCUGCUCCUCUGUAAAUAGUCGGUCAGUUCUUGCCAGUAAUGCGCUAGGUCACCCCUGUAAGGGUAAGAAGCCCUUGUCCGCUGCCAAAGUCUGCAUCCCCCAAAUACUCCCCUCCAAGUUCAAGCCCAAACUGCUGCCACCUACUGGUGAGAGUCAGGAGAGGACUGAGGCCAACGGGCCCCAAAAGACCCCCAGCUGUGAGGGGUCACACAGGGUCACUAACGGGUGUGUGGAGGACGACGAGGAGGAGCUGGAAAAGGAGGAAGCAGCCGGAACCUGCUCGGCGUCAAAGAUGAACAGACUGUCAGAGAGCGUGGAGGAUCUAAGGAACGAUCCGAGUACAGCUGCGAACCGCAGAAGCGCGGCAGAGUUUUCGGCGCUCUACCGGAACAUGCACCAGAUCCAGCGGCCGUGCUCGCUGGGCUCCAGCCCUCAUGGGAGCGUGCGGAGCCUGACCUCGCUCUUCGAGAAGGUGAGCACGACUGCAGGUGGGGGCAGGGGUGAGGGCGAGAUGGGCGAGGGGGGCAUUGUCUCCCGAAACGCCGUGUCCUACAGGGUGACGGAGUUCGAGCAGAUCAUCCAGCGAUCGGUGCCCUACACAGCCCCCGUUCGCUCUGCCUCCAUGCCCACCCUCCACUGCAGCCAGAGUCCCUCCCACAGCCCGGCCCCUGCCUGCUACCUGCCCUCCGCGCUCUCUGCUGAGUCCCUGGUGGUCUCCGGUGAGGCCCAGCGCUUGGCAGGCUGCCUCCUGGUGGAGUCGGAGGCCAAUUCACCUGAGGGAGAUGACACCUCCUCGUACUCUGACAGCGAGACGGCAGAAGGCCUGUCCUGUUUUGAGCUCCGCAGCACGGCCAGGGCCGCUGCCGGGAGGCCCGGCUCACACUCGGGCACGGAGGAGACAGAGGCAGACACGGACAGCGGCUCCACUGGGAACGCUCCUACCGAGAACUCAUCCUCCUGUGAAGAGGCAUUGGUGCCGGACUCGCUCCCCCUCCCACACCUACAGCCAAACCACAUUCACCAUAACCACCACCACAACCACAACAGUCACCACCACCCUAACCUCUCCCCUCUCCACCUUCACCUCAAGCCAAGCAAAUGCAAAGGGUCCUGCCCGGCCUCCUACACCCGCUUCACCACCAUCCUCCGGCACGAGAGGCAGCAGGCUGGCAGCACCCAGCCCAGCAAGCUGCUCUCCCCUCUGGACAAGAAGCAGCACGCUAUGCCUGCUAACCUCCUACUCAUGGGGCCCGCACCCUUCCGCCUCCGGAGGUCACAGCAAGGCAAGCGAACAGGCGCCCUGUCGGCCACCAAGGCACUGGAGCCCCAGCCGCUGAUCCCCCAGCGACUUUCCUCUCUGGAGGUGCUGGACCGGCUUAGCAACGGGGAGGGGUCGCCCACGGAGGGCGCCGGGGGCAACAGCGGCGACUUUGGUAACGGGGAAAGUUUGGAUGGCAACAGGAACCACCUGUCAGCAGAGGCAACUCACCAGCGAGAUUCGGACUCCGGUCUCCCGCCGAGUAGGACGGAGUUCGGGGACGAACCCGAUGAGGGUGCAAGGAGGAGAUACGGAGACAAAGAGAAAAUUCUGGAGGAGCAGAGGAGGUUGAAGCGGGAGCAGGAAGAGGCUGAUAUCGCAUCGCGGCGACACGCAGGCAUUGUGCUGACCCACCACCAGUUUAUCACCAACGACCGCUUCGGUGACCUGCUCACUAUCAACGACUCUGAAAAGAGGAAAUCUGGCCCAGAGAGAACUCCUGCCUUGGCCAAAUUUGACUUUAAAGCUGAAACCCUAAAGGAGCUCCCGUUUCAGAAAGGAGACAUUGUGUACAUCUACCGGCAGGUGGAUCAGAACUGGUUUGAGGGUGAGCACCACGGUCGAGUCGGUAUUUUCCCCAGGAGCUACAUCGAGAUUCUUCCUCCCACUGAAAAAGCCCAGCCACAGAAAAGCGCUCCUGUUCAGGUGCUGGAGUAUGGAGAGGCCUUCGCCCGCUUCAAUUUUAAUGGCGACACUCCCGUUGAGAUGUCCUUCAGAAAGGGGGAGCGCAUCAUACUCAUUCGCAGGGUGGACGAGAACUGGUACGAGGGCAAAAUCGCCGGCACCAACCGCCAAGGCAUCUUCCCCGUCACCUACGUGGAGGUGCACAGGCGACCCCGCGUCAAAAAUGGAGUUGAUUACCCCGACCCGCCCAUCAGUCACUCGCCCCACCGUAGCACCAACGCCUCACCCCUGCCGAUCCGUAACCGGCUCACCACCGCACCACUCCCUCUCCCGCGCUCCCCCGCGCGCUCCGUCUCCCCCGAGGUCCAGACCAUCUCCAACGAGUGGAUCUCCCUCACCAUGGGGGCGGCAGGCCCCCCGACAGCCCCCACACCGCCGCUGCCCCCCCCACCCUCAGCCUCCUACCGCUGGGGCGAGUACCUGCCCCCAUCCUACUCCGGCAGCCCAGUGCCCCCCGUGCCCCCCGUGCCUCUCAUCAGUCACUACUGCAUCUCCCCCAUGGGCUCUCCGUCUGCCUCCCCCCUGCCCCCUCCCUACCCGCCCCGUCCCAGCUCCGCCACGCCCUUCCUCACCUUCACCCCGCCCACGGGCGAGGACUUCCUCCUCUCCCCUCCCUCCCCACGUCUCUCCCGGAGCCUGAGCCCAUGCGGGGGAGCCGGCCUAGAGGGCUGGCUGACCGGGGUGAGCCCUCUGGAGAGGGAGCUCCACGACAGGGAGGGCCCAGAGGGUGGUCGAUCUUGCCCCCCACGCGGGGGCCAGGGCAGCUGGGCCAAUAGCCCUGCAGAGCCUCUGAGAAAUGAGAGUGACUACCACGGCCGCUCUUCCAGGAGUCCAGUCAUGCUCUUCGACAUCCAGGACAGCAACAUGAACGCAAACUCAUUCACGGAGGCGGUGUGUAAUGAGAUCAUGAAUAUAGCCGAGACCUCUGUGAGGUACUGCAGCACACUGUCUCGGCCCCUUGACUCUAGGCACAAGAUGCCGCCUCAUCCCAGUAAACACUCUCUCAUCGUUUCCCAGCAACCACAAAUGAAUGUAACUAGUAUAACUCCUCUCUCCAGUUUCCAGGCCCUGUACAGCUAUGUGCCACAGAACGAGGAUGAGCUGGAGCUCCAGGAGGGAGACCUUGUCAGUGUCAUGGAAAAGUGUGAUGACGGCUGGUUCGUUGGUACCUCCAAGAGGACGAAACAGUUUGGCACUUUUCCAGGGAAUUAUGUGAAGGCCGUCAAUGUGUAAAGUGUACAAUUGUAUAGUUUACCUGAGGUGAUUCUAGAAGGAUACCAUGAAUGCCUGUUUAGCUUGGGAUGUCAUUACCAACACGCUUGAGUUUAAAAAAAAAUCUUGAACUAUUCUUUUGUUUUACUUUCUUGAGGAUUGUUUCCUAGCCAGGUGAAUAUAGUUGUCUGUGUAUGUGAUCAGUAAGGUUUGAGGUAUGUCAGACAAGCACACUAGAGAGUCUAUUUUCACAUUCAAAUGCAUGGCACAUACUUGCAUAGAAUCCUGUCACACAUUGGCCUCAGCUAUUACAUUUAUUUGCCUACAUUUAGCAUUUUCUGCUAAAUAUAGCACCAUUAAAUGUUCUACUAAGCUUAAUCCAAGAAUGACUCUACUGCCAACACUAACACAGGAGCAGUAAACGUUUCAUUCUUCUUCUCCACACCCAUACCAUUUAUCAGUCAUAACAGGUUAUCAUCACGUAAGCAAUGACACCAAUUAUUUACUCCAAUUAUUCAUAAUAUUCUGAUUGGGUAACCUGUGUCUGCAUUUGCAGUCUGAAAAUAGACCCUAAAUGAAUCAAGUGGGAGGUGUUGAAAUGGAACAUUUUAACCCUAACAGCCCGAGCGAAACCAUGGCGUACUUCAGUACCUCUACUGUGUUGCACACCUGACUAAAUCACAUUGUAAUCUAACUAGCUACAUGGAAUAGUGUGGUUUUAGUGAUUUCUGAACGCCCCUCACAACUAUACAGUGUAUUCUUGCGCACAACAAUAGCCUUGCCAUAUCAUUGGAGGUAUUACAGUAGAUGUUGAAGUAUGUCUUAGGCACAUGAAAGACUGUAGGAGGCUUUUGUGGCGAUAUACAAGAGAACAUUGAUUGGAGUGGUCAAGACGACCUCAAGAGGAACCAUGGAAUCUGCCCAGAGUGGCCCUAGAGAAUUCAGCAGUUCGUUAUUCUUUGUUUCUUUAUUACUUUUGCAAGAUACCUGCUUUGAUUUAGUCAUGCGUUCCAACAACAAUAACGAACUAUACUUUCUUUUAAAUUUACUAAAUCAGAGUUAACCAAGUCCACUUAAGUGACUUGGCAGAAUUGAUAACGUAUUUCCAAAGGAAAACCAGUAGCUGGUGGAGAGUAGUCAGGUUCACCGACAGACAUCACACAGCAUGUGGUGGCACAUACUUGAUGCUUGUCCAACAGACUAUAUUCCAUGGUUUUGAAUUUCAAAACUCAUUGACCUCAAGUUGAACCAUACUAACGUAUGUGAACUUACAGGGACGCCUAAGUUUUAAAAAGUCAUGCUAUGGUUACAUUCAAGGUGUGAGAGGAGUGUAAAAUCCCGGUAUAAAUCUGUUCCAUUUGGGUUUAAAAGUUUAUAAGGUUACACUAAACAUAAAAAUCAAACAAUUACCUCAGAGAAGUCCCUAAAAAUUCCCAGUAACAGUUGACAUAUGGUCUUUGUCAUUCUUACAAAUACAAUCUUGCAGACAACAAGUGCCGCACUAGUUCCAUUGUGCCUAAUAAAUAUGAAAGCCACAAUCCUCAUCAUAAUAUCAGUCUACUCACUGAUCCCACAUCUGGUCUGGGUAUACAAGGACACUGCCAGCUUGGCAGCUUAGUUCAGGCAUUUUGUACAAAUGAUUCUCAUUGUGAAUGGUCAGAUAAGCAAUGCUUUACAACACAAAGUUGGAGGGCUAGUGUUAGCUGACACGCUAAUGUUGUGACUAAUCUGAGGGUUGCUGCAGCAUGUUCCAACGCCUUGUGAGUUAAUUUAACACGCCUAAAUAGCUAGAUUCAAAUUCAGAUUCUAACUUCCUGAUCUAAUUUCAGUGUCUGGACUCUGUCCACAUCAGUUUUAUAAGUAGGUGGACUGAUAGACAUAGCUACAGCGAGAAUGUCGUUUUACCCAUUCAUUUGCUGGCAGUACAUAGUACAUUGGAAUUUCAUGGUACUCUGAUAGCAUUUCUUUAACAGCUGUAACAAUCGUGUAAUUGAUUGUCCUCAUUUAAAAGUUUCCCUGCUCCCUAUUUGAUAGCCUGCAGUGAAACCACAAAAAUAUAUAUAUAUUGGAAAGGAACGUAUCACUGAUCAAAGCACUUCUUUUCAACUGUACUCACAUUUCCUGUUGAUGUAGGUCAGAAUGUAUUCAAUAGAUCCAUUGACUGGAGUAAAUUAAUGCGAUAAGGGUUGAUUUGUGGACACUGACUGGCAUAAUAACAAGCCCUUGUGCAGAAUGUGUGUUUUUUUUUUUCAUUAUACAGCACUUCAUGCAGUUGUUGGUUUGUCUUUUGCUGCCCACACCAAAGAGAGACAGGCAGGAAUACCUUAAGAAUUGCCAUACGGAUUCACUGAAUUUAUUUACAUUGUUUAGCUGUGAUAUGGAUACUGUAACAUCACUUGUUUACAUGGUCAGAUAAUAUAGCUAACUUAUGUGUGCAUUUAAAAAACUACAGUUCCCCUCAUGGUUAGAAAUUGGUUGCCUAACAGAGAUAGGUGGUUCUUGUGACAGCAAGAGUGUCAAAAGUUUAGUAACAUAAGGGUUUUGACUUACAAAAGAAUGGAAGCAAAGAAGGCACAUCUGUGUUAUUGUAUGUAUGUCUUUCUGACAACUUGUCAAACAAGUGGACAGUUACAUUACGUUGUUAUUUAACCAUGUGAAUUUGACUGUUGUUUUACACUACCAGAUCAGUGUUUUUUCUUAAUACAUUAACAUCCACUGCAUUGGACCGUCCAGUGAUAUGAUCUCUGUGAGAAUGUUUUUAUUUUAACUGCUCAAAAUCCAGUUUUGCGUCUGUUCUUGGAUCGGUUUGGGGCUAUUAUUGCACCAUAACCACGCAUCAUUGUUCCAUUAUCACUUUAGAAUGAAUUGUGUAGGCCUUUGAAUCUCACCGUUCCCAUCAAUAGUAUCCCUUCACAUCUGUUUUUAUUAGCUUCUCUUCACGUCCACCUCAACAAUCACUUUACAAAAAGUUUAUUUCAGCUGACUGUAGUGUGACCCUGCUUACAUUGCAGCUAUCUAUAACUGCCAAGCUGUGAAGGGCAUGGGAUUAGAUCUUUCGAAUAGUGUAACACAGAAAAUGUAGAUCAUGACAAACAUUUCACUCAGGAGGCCUUUCUUGACUAUCUGGAGACAUUGUGGGUACAGGAAGUUGGGUCACUGUGCAUCAACACAAUGAUGCAAUGCCUGUCUUUGGGCUGCACUAGCUCAAAUCAAGUUUGAAUGGCCAUUUGAAGGCCUAUGAAGACAUACAUCAAUACAUUUAAUAAAUGUUACAGCAAAGGGCGUAGGUAAGGUAAUAGCCAUUAUAAUACACUUUACGGACAUAAUUGUCAAGGACUUGCAUGACUAAUCAUGUCACACCUUUGGCAGAAUGUUGCGAAUGACUCAAAACGAAAGAAAGAGUUACCCUAGUCCAACAAUCUUGAAGUCCGUUCUGUCACAGACCACAUAUUACUGUCAUACGGCGGGAGGGGAUAUUGAUACUAUUUUUUUGAGAGGGAAAAAUGGCAGUGGACACCCAGCGAGUAAUUUUACAGCGUAGAAAUGGAAGGCAUAACAUUUAUUUCUUUUUCUUUUGUUUUGGCUCCACAAAGCAUCGGCUGAUGUAUGAAUGUAUUUAUGUGGGGUUACAAACAGUGUCCUUGUAUGUCAAACUGAUCAGUACCUAUUUCGGAGCAUGAACUGAUUCAUGAAACCAUUCAUGAGCUUGUCCAAUGAAAUGUAAAUAUGUAUUAUAUAAAAAAAAAGAUGAGAAUGCAAGUGAUUCAAAGUCACACUAAAGCUCUAUGAAUAUACCAGUUUAUUUACAGGACCUAGAAGGAUUUGUUUUAUUUUUGGCAAAGCACAGAGUGAGAAUUGUUGAGCACAGUCUGAAGCAUAUUUAACAUUAUGCUCACCAUUGUCUAUGGACUUAUAACGCCUUAUGUCACUUAUGUGGUUUAUUCAAUUGUGCCUCAUUUUCAGCUAUCUUCCCAACUUCACAAUAGCGCAGUGGGCCAUGCCAUGUUGAAGGAUACUUUAUUUGUCUUUAUCACAGGUUUUAGCUUUCAUGGAAGGAGAAAACGUUUACCAAGUACCAUAGAGAGUGACAACACAGAGAUGUUUAUCAUUGCCUCUAUACAUGAUUCUUAUAAUUAUGUGAACCUUUGAGGAGACGCACAUUGCAGAUUUUCUUUUGUUUGCUUAUUUGCGGUGCUGUUACAAUAUUGAAAGAAAAACAAUAUUUACUGCUGUGAUUUUCGGUAUUAUUAUGCAAUAUUUAAUAAACUACAUUAAACUGCA
Molecule: messenger RNA, 9085 nt
Organism: Clupea harengus (Atlantic herring)
Lineage: Eukaryota; Metazoa; Chordata; Actinopteri; Clupeiformes; Clupeidae
Gene: sorbs1
Product: sorbin and SH3 domain-containing protein 1
Exons: 28
Coding region: 113-4825 (1570 amino acids)
Biological process (GO): cell-substrate adhesion
Cellular component (GO): cytoplasm; cell-substrate junction; nucleus
Molecular function (GO): protein binding
Source: RefSeq, a predicted model, not a curated record